Limulus polyphemus (Atlantic horseshoe crab) is the source of this 519-nucleotide messenger RNA. Its product is annotated as zinc finger MYM-type protein 1-like. Lineage: Eukaryota; Metazoa; Arthropoda; Merostomata; Xiphosura; Limulidae. The transcript has 2 exons. The annotation marks the transcript as partial. The record is from RefSeq and is a predicted model, not a curated record.
AUGUCUGAGCCUGAAGUUAUCAUAAGAGAACUUUUCUUGGGAUUUGUUCCACUACAGGAGACUACAGGUGCCUUUAUAGCAGAAACUCUUCUUGGACAGCUUGAGCAAAUGGGAUUACCAAUUGAAAAUCUGCGUGGUCAAGGAUAUGAUGAUGGGAAUAACAUGACAGGCAAAGAAAAUGGCGUACAAAAGAGACUCCUGGACAUAAACCCACGUGCCUUUUUUUGUGCCCUGCAAUGCACACUCUUUAAGCUCAAUCUUACAAGCAAGUUACUACAAAAUAAGGAAGCUGAUUUAAAUUCAGCUAUAAGACAGUUGCAAGUGACUAAGAAUUAUGUGGUGGACUGCAGGUGUGAUGAGGGUUUUCAACAAGUUUUGACAGAUGCUACUGAGAUUGCAAAGGAACUAGAGAUACUACCAAACUUUGAGACAGAACAAGUUAGAAACAGGAGAAAGAAACGGCAGUUUGAGUAUGAGGCCCAAGAAGAGGCACCACAAGAUCCAAAGCAAAAAUUCAAA